This is a messenger RNA of Lathyrus oleraceus (garden pea), 1169 nucleotides long. Its product is annotated as RNA-binding protein 2. NCBI's taxonomy places the organism in Eukaryota, Viridiplantae, Streptophyta, Magnoliopsida, Fabales, Fabaceae. Bases 230 to 970 code for a protein of 246 amino acids. The transcript is spliced from 6 exons. The record is from RefSeq and is a predicted model, not a curated record. Gene Ontology annotation, molecular function: RNA binding.
AAAUCCACUUUUGGUUCUAAAGAGGAAAAAACAAAAUCGAACUAUUGAACGUAAUUUUUUCUGAUCAUGCGCAUACGAGCAAGAGUUGGGGUUUUGUUAUUUUGCGAACUAGGGUUUCUGAUUUUCUAAUUUGCAAUUACCUCUUCUUUCUGCACCAUAACAAUUCACCAGCAGAUCCAUCAACUUCAUCACCACCGUUUUCUUCGCCUCACUCUUUCAAUCUCUCGCCAUGACGGACGGCUUCUGGAAUCGACAACAGCCACUUCUCCCUUCUCCGGGGUUGCUCAAAAGACCCCGCAUAGAAUAUGAUAUGCCAUCUUCUGGUGUUGGUCUGAAUUCAGGUAAUGAGUUGCAUACUUACAUUGCUCCAAACGAUGGUCACCAAAUGCCAAAUGACGUUAAAAUACUCGGGUCUUCUUAUGACCGCUACCUUCAGAAUGCCGGGCUUAAUUCAGGGGAAGCUAGUGUAAUUGGCGGUGUUGGGUUGGCGAGGGCUGUUGGUGGAAUGCCAGGCCAUUCUCUAGGCAAUCCUUCUAUCAUGGGGCGUCCUGGUGGUGGCCCUGAUCUUGCACGAAAUGGGCAUAAUGUCAAUUUCGGUAGUCAGUUACCUAUAGGUGCAGUUUCCAGACCCAGACCUGAGACAAUACCGUUACCCCCAGAUGCUUCAUGUACUUUAUAUGUUGAAGGGCUCCCGUCUGACAGCACAAAAAGAGAAGUGGCUCACAUUUUUCGCCCUUUUGUCGGAUAUAGAGAAGUGAGACUUGUGACCAAAGAAUCCAAACAUCGCGGCGGAGAUCCUUUAAUCCUUUGUUUUGUAGAUUUUGUGAACCCGGCUUGUGCAGCCACUGCCUUGAAUGCAUUGCAAGGUUAUAAAGUUGAUGAACAUAAUCCAGAUUCAAGUUACUUGUGGCUUCAAUUUGCUCGAUCUCCCGGCCCAAGAAAUGGGCCUGGACCUCGCGGUAAAAGGUGAACUGCGUCUUCUAGGGCUUUUAGGUCAUAUGCGCGCAUAGCCUAGACAGACUGAGACCAAACUACAAUUGCAUCUGUGCAAAACUAAUAUGGAUAUUUGUGAGAUGGUCAUAGCCAUUUACCUUGUUGUAAAAAUAUUUAGUAUAAAAUCGAUGUCAUUUUUGCUUUUUGUUGCUUAAAUAAUCGGUAUAAUUAUAUCA